ACUUACAGGAAGUAGAAGCUGGACUAGAGACCACAAAAAAUAUUGUGCUUGGUUAUUAACUGAAUAUAAAACAACAUGUUUGUAAACCACCAGUGGAGCUAGAAAGAAACGAAACAGAAUUUAAAACUGCUCAGUUUAUGGCACUUCUCAAAAGCUGCUGAUCAAGUCUGUUUUCAUGGACAGUACCAAAAGAGGAGGAAAGAGAGGAGGAAAAGGACAUCGUAGUGCGGAGCAGGACAGAGAUGUUCGCCUGUCUAAAUCCAUGACUUAUGUUCUACGUCAUGGAGCCAGGAACAUGGGCCUUCACAUGGGCACAGAUGGCUUCCUGUUUUUGGAGGAUCUCCUGGCUCACUCACAGUUCCGCUCAUACACAAUAGAAGAUGUCAAGAGAGUGGUAGCUACGAACGAUAAGCAGCGUUUUAAGCUGCUCUCCCACCCAGAGAAUGGCCGACUGCAGAUUCGGGCCAAUCAGGGUCAUUCAGUACAGGUUACAGAUCUGGAGCUGAAACCAGUUCUGGCUGGUUCCCCAGACUGCCCUGUUGAGGCUGUCCAUGGCUCCUACCUCCACAACUGGAGCGCCAUAAAACAGCAAGGCCUGAGCCGCAUGAGCAGGACUCACAUUCACCUGGCGCCCGGGCUGCCAGGAGAGGAGGGUGUUAUAAGCGGCAUGAGGGGAAAUUGUGAUCUCGCUGUGUUUAUUGAUGUCUCCAAAGCCCUUGCUGAUGGAAUUGAGUUUUUCUGGUCAGAGAAUGGCGUGCUGCUGACUGCAGGCAAUGCUGAGGGUAAACUUCUCCCUAAAUACUUCACCCAGGCUGUAAGACUGAAGCCUACAAGAUGCCUCCUGCCACUGGAGUAACAACAGCUGAGACCGCUGAGCUGUCAAUCUGACUCAUCUAACUAUGUCACACGUUUGCUUAUUGUUUACUUCACGGUUUCCUUGGAAACAACUGGACUGUUCUUGUUUUCCUUGAAGGCGUUCCGCCUCUCAUCCAAGAAGAUUCUUUAGUUCUGAAACUUGGGUUGGAAGUAGAAGGUUUAUAAGGUGUGGUCUGGUGAGGCUGUUAUUACUAAUGAGGCCUUUAAAGAGCAAGUCACCCCCUACAAGAAACUUACUUCACUCCCUCUUCAUGUUUGAAAAAUGCAACAAAUGCUGUUGCCUAGCAGACAGAGAGGGCGGAGCCGCUAACAAAUACACACACACACAGGCUCACAACGGCAUUGUGACAUCAUAAGGACCAGUUGACAUCAUAGCAUACCUCUUAGCCAAUAGCGGUGGCAGAUUUAAAUUCUAAUGCAUUGCAGAGUUUUUCCCUGACAACGGCACAACACUGACAGUUUUAGGCAGAAAAUUACAAUUUUAACUAAAAUGCACUCAAGUACAAAACUAUUAACUACACGUGUCUGCAGCACGAUUAGACACACAUUUUUGUAUAGUUUAUCAGAAAAAAACGUUGAUUUGGGGGUGACUUGCUCUUUAAGGUCCCAUGAGUCUUUGGCCCCUCCCCCUUUCAGCUCCCUGCUUGUGUUGUUAGUGCUGACGAUCCUAACAGGUCCUCAACAAGUGACCUGUUGAAACAACGUGAAUAACACUGGAAAGGCCUGUUCAGAAGUCCUUUUUGGAACUAGUCUGAAUUAAAUUGUUUAUUUAAGACAGUAAAGAAAAAGGCAAAUGUAACCACUGUCAUAAUAAUACUCAUGACAACCCUGUAGCCCUUUUUAAAUAAAGAAAUAGUGAGGUCUUGAUUUCCAUUAGCCUUGUCAGUGCUAAAUAAAUGCUAUUAGACCUAAAAUACAAAGAUGUUUUACCAAGAGGACACAAGACACGAUUCUCUCUGGUUAAUCCCUUGACUUGGCCUGGGAAAAAAAGAGGAUGCAGAUGCUGUGGUUUAACAGACAGCCCUAACAGUCAAGAGAUACG
Nothobranchius furzeri (turquoise killifish) is the source of this 1918-nucleotide messenger RNA. It is a transcript of the gene trpt1, whose product is annotated as tRNA phosphotransferase 1. The record is from RefSeq and is a predicted model, not a curated record. Gene Ontology annotation, molecular function: tRNA 2'-phosphotransferase activity. Lineage: Eukaryota; Metazoa; Chordata; Actinopteri; Cyprinodontiformes; Nothobranchiidae. Gene Ontology annotation, biological process: tRNA splicing, via endonucleolytic cleavage and ligation.